AUGGCACCGACGAACGGUAGCAACGGACGGAGACAGUACGGCAGCUGCAGCAAUCGGCACCGCAAGAUGUCGCUCCUGUGGCUGUUACUGAUGAUAUGUGCCUUCAGCGGGGACAGCGGCGGAGGAGGCCCCGGUCCCGGCUGGGCCUCGGCGGAGCACGUGCGCGAGCUGGAGGUAUCGGAGGGAGUGCCGGUCGGCCACCACAUCGGCUUCAUCGGCGAGUUCCUGCAGGCGGCGGACGACGUGGCGGUGGACAGUGGUCCCCCGUAUCUGAUCGUGCCGGUGCCGGGCAGUGCCGUCGACACGGAUCUGGCGAUCGACCAUACGACGGGCGAGAUCCGGACGAAGGUGCCACUGGAUCGGGAGAACCGCUCGUCCUACUCGCUCGUGGCCAUCCCUCUGAGCGGUGAGAACGUACGCGUUGUGGUACGCGUCCUGGACGAGAACGAUAACGCGCCCACCUUCCCGACACCGCUCAUGAACAUCGAGUUCCCGGAGAACACACCUCGGGACGUCAAGCGGACACUCAAUCCGGCCCGGGACACCGACCUGGGGCGAUACAACACCCAGCGCUACAGCAUCGUGUCGGGGAACGUGAACAAUGCGUUCCGGUUGUCAUCGCACCGCGAACGGGACGGGGUCCUGUACCUGGACCUGCAGAUCAACGGGUUCCUCGAUCGGGAGACGACCCCGGCGUACAGCCUGCUGGUGGAAGCGCUGGACGGGGGCAGCCCACCGCUGCGUGGGCUCAUGACCGUGAACAUCACGAUCCAGGACGUGAACGACAAUCAACCGAUCUUCAAUCAGAGUCGGUACUUUGCGACGGUGCCCGAGAACGCGACGCUCGGCACGACCGUGCUGCAGGUGUACGCCACGGAUCAGGACGCCGGUGAGAACGGGCUGGUGGAGUACGCGAUUAACCGGCGGCAGAGCGACAAGGAGCAGAUGUUCCGGAUCGACCCAGCCACCGGACUGAUCUCCGUCAACAAGCCGCUCGACUUCGAGACGCGCGAACUGCACGAGCUGGUCGUGGUGGCGAAGGAUCGGGGAGCCCAACCGCUCGAAACGACCGCGUUCGUAUCGAUCCGCGUGACGGACGUGAACGACAACCAGCCGAUCAUCAACGUGAUCUUCCUGAGCGAUGACGCGACACCGAAGAUCUCGGAGUCGGCUCAACCGGGCGAGUUCGUGGCUCGGAUCUCCGUCAACGAUCCGGACUCGCGGACCGAGUACUCGAACGUGAACGUAACGCUGUCGGGCGGUGAGGGACACUUCGGGUUGACCACACGGGAUAACAUCAUCUACCUGGUGAUCGUGUCGCUGCCUCUGGAUCGCGAGAUCAAACCGAAUUACACGCUGAGCGUGAUCGCGACGGACACCGGCAACCCGCCGCUGCACGCGGCCAAGGACAUCUUCCUCACAGUCACCGACAUCAACGACAACGCGCCCGAGUUCGAGCGGGACGCGUACCACGCGAACGUGAUGGAGGUGGCCGACCCGGGCACCUCCGUCGUGCAGGUGACCGCGAUCGACCGGGACGAGGGCAACAACUCGGCCAUCGUCUACUCGCUCCUGGACACGCCCGACACGCACUCGCACUGGUUCCAGAUCGAUGGCCACUCGGGCCUGAUCACGACCCGGGCCCACAUCGACUGCGAGACCGACCCGGUGCCGCGGCUGAUCGUCCUCGCCCAGGACAACGGCCGGCCACCGCUCUCCUCCACCGGCACCGUGCUCGUCACCAUCCACGACGUGAACGACAACGAGCCGAUCUUCGACCAGAGCUUCUACAACGUGUCCGUCGCCGAGAACGAGUCCAAGGGCCGCUGCAUUCUCAAGGUAUCGGCUACCGAUCCGGACUGUGGCGUUAAUGCAAUGGUGAACUACACGCUGGGCGAGGGCUACAAGAAAAUUACCGAGUUCGAGAUCCGGGCGGGCACCGGCGAGGUCUGCAUUGCCAGCGAGCUGGACUACGAGACGCGCAACUCGUACGAGUUUCCCAUCAUCGCCACCGACCGAGGUGGGCUCAGCACGACCGCCAUGGUGAAGAUCCAGCUGACCGAUGUCAACGACAACCGGCCGACGUUCUAUCCGCGGGAGUACAACGUCUCGCUGCGGGAAUCGAUGCCGACGAAUUCGCUCCUGUCCACGCCGGUGGUGGUCGUCGUGGCGACCGACUCCGAUUCGGGCAGCUUCGGCACCAUCAGCUACCGGAUAGUGGCCGGCAACGAGGCCGGCAUCUUCCGGAUGGAUCGGUUGACGGGUGAAAUCUUUGUCACACGGCCCAACAUGCUAUCGAGCCGGACGCAGCCUUACCAUCGGUUAAACAUUUCGGCCAGCGACGGCGGUGGCCUGCGUUCCACGCACGAUGCGGAAGUGUUUAUUAGUGUAAUCGAUGCCACGCAGCGGCCACCGAUCUUCGAUAAACCACGGUACACGUACUACGUUAAGGAGGACGUCAAACGGAACACCGUCGUCGGAACGGUUUCUGCCACGAGCAGCAGUUCAGGCAAUCGAGGUUCGCUGCGCUACUUCAUCUACUCCGGUGAUCCGGAUGGCUAUUUUGCGAUCGACCCGGUAUCCGGCAACAUCCGCGUGGCCAAUGCGCUCGACCACGAAACAAAACCGCAGGUGCUGCUCAACAUCCAGGCCACCAGCGGUGAUCCGCCGGCGUACGGCCACACGCAGGUCAACAUCGACAUCGAGGACGUGAACGACAAUCCGCCCGAGUUUGAGUCCAACACGGUCCGGAUCUCGGUGCCGGAGAACGUGGAAACCGGCUCGCCGCUGUACGAGGCAAACGCCCAGGACCGCGAUUCGGGCAUGAGCGGUGUCAUUGCGUACCGACUGGCGGCGACCGGCCACGAUAACGGGCUGUUCAGCAUCGACAGCCGCAGCGGACACCUGACGCUGGCCCGCCCGCUCGACUACGAGUCCGUGCAGCGCCACACGCUGGUCGUGACGGCGUCCGAUUCCGGCACCCCGACGCUCUCCACCAACCUGACCAUUCUAGUCGAGGUGCAGGACGUGAACGAUAAUGCACCGAUCUUCGAGAAGCACGAGUACGCCAUCAAGGUGAUUGAGUCGACCCCGAGCAACUCGCAGAUUCUGCAGGUUAGUGCGACGGAUGCUGACACCGGGAACAACGCGCGGUUGACGUACAAAAUUCUGGGUGAUGACUAUCAGCGGACGGGCAAGUCGACUCAGCCGGCGUCACCGGAUCAGCCUGUGUCGGAGAUUUUCGGCAUCUUCCCCAACAGUGGCUGGAUUUACCUGCGGACCCGGCUCGAUCGCGAAGUGAAGGAGCGCUACAACAUCACGGUGAUCGUCAGCGAUAACGGUGUGCCAACGCUGACGGCCACGGCCCACGUUAUCGUGACGAUACUGGACGCUAACGACAAUAGUCCGAUCUUUGCGAAAACUCUCUACGAGUUUGAGAUCGAAGAAAACAUGCGCCGCGGUGCGGUCAUCGGAACGGUGGCGGCGACCGACGCCGACGCUGGCAUCAAUGCCGUCGUGCGGUUCAGUCUCAUCCCGAGCAACACGAGCUUUCAGAUUAAUCCCGUCUCAGGUGAAAUUACGACUCGCGAAUCGCUCGACCGGGAAUCGAAAGCCUCGUACGAUCUGGUGGUGGAGGCGCGCGAUCAGGGCACCCCGUACCGGAGCUCGCGGGUUUCCGUGCGGAUACAGAUACUGGACAUGAACGACAACGCGCCGGACAUUGUGGACCCGCAAGAGGAUGUGGUGAGCGUACGCGAAGAGCAACCGAUCGGGACGGAGGUGGUGAAGGUGCGCGCCAUCGAUCGGGACUACGGACGGAACGCGUCCGUCAGCUACUCGAUCCUGCAGGGCCGCGACUCGGACGGGUACGGCAUUUUCUCCAUCGACCCGCUCAGUGGCACCAUUCGGACGAAGACGUCCCUCGAUCACGAGGAGAAGACGAUCUACCGGCUGGCGGUGGCCGCCACGGACAAUGGGACGCCUCCGAAGCAAACGGUGCGGCUGCUGCGGAUCGAGGUGCUCGACCUGAACGACAACCGGCCCACGUUCACCAGUUCCAGUUUGGUGUUUCGGUUGCGCGAGGACGUAGGCGUUGGGCACGUGAUCGGUUCGAUCAGUGGCAGUGAGCAGUCGGAAGCGGACAACCUAAUCGCCGGUGCCGGUGGCGAUCUGCACAUCACGUACACGCUGACCCCGCUGACGACCGACAUCACCGAGGGUGCGUUCGAUAUCGAUCGCAACUCGGGCAAGCUGGUCGUGGCGCGGCAGCUCGAUCGCGAGCUGCAGAGCGAGUACCGGAUGGAGAUCCGUGCGCUGGACACGAGCGCCAGCAACAACCCCCAGAGCUCGGCCGUCACGGUGAAGAUCGAGAUAGCGGACGUGAACGACAACCCGCCCAAGUGGCCCAGCGAUCCGAUCAACGUGUACGUCUCCGAGGACACGCCGGUGGGCGCGAUCGUGUACAACUUCACGGUGCAGGACAACGACAGUGGCACAAACGCGGACAUUAAGUUUAACCUAUCCAAGCCGACGAUUGCCUCACAGAGGGAGCACUUUGCGAUCGAUUCCCUGACCGGAGCACUCACGCUGCUAGCACCGCUCGAUCACGAGGACACGCAAGAGUUCCUGGUGGUCGUCCAGGCCACUGAUCAGUCGUCGAACGCGACCGAACGGCUUACGACGUCUGCCACGGCACGUAUCAUGGUGACGGAUGUGAAUGACAACGCGCCCAAGUUCGUGAUCCCGGCGACCCCGGACAAUGUGGUGUACAUCAGUGACUCGCUCGAGACCAACCAGAUCGUGGCGCACGUGGUGGCGAUCGAUGCCGACAGUGGCGAGAACGGCCGGUUGGCGUACGCGUUCGUCAGCGGCAACGACGACGAGCGGUUUGCGAUCGACUCGAACAGCGGUGUGAUUCAGCUGGCCAAACCCUUCAGCAGCAAUUUUAUCGCGGACAGCGGCAAACGGAACGCGGUCAGUGGGAAGUACCAGCUCGUGGUGUCCGCCAGCGAUCACGGGUCGCCGAGGGCGCGCGACGCCAAGAUUGGCCUGCAGGUCGUCAUCCAGAACACGGCCAACAAUCCACCGCGCUUCGGCGAGUCCGUUUACCACGUCAACAUUACGGAGAACGUGCCGAGCGGCAGCUUCGUGGUGCGCGUGUCUGCCAAAUCGUUUGCGGACGCAGGCAACGGUGGCGGAGCCACCACCAACCUGACGUACGAGAUUCCACGGGGCGUCGGUGAGGAUCACUUUGUGGUGGACUCGUUCCGGGGCAUCGUUACGACCCGCGGCACGUUCGACCGGGAGGCGAAAGACGUGUACACCGUGCCGAUCUACGUGACGGAGACGAGCCGGUUCAAGAAGGCCGUCUCGCCGGUGCUACCGAGCGCAACGCACGACGGGGUAGCCCAGUUCGAUGUGGCCACGCUGGUGGUGCGGGUAACGGACGUGAACGAUCAUGCGCCCGAGUUUACGCCCGGCUCGUGCUAUCCGUUGGCAGUGCCGGAGAACGGCGAGCUGUCGGUUAUCCACACGGUCGUCGCCACCGAUGCGGACGAUGGGCUUAACGGGGACAUUACGUACAGUAUUGCCGGGGGGAACGCGGGCAACAAGUUUAGCAUCGAUCUGCACUCCGGAGCCAUCACGGCACGGCCCCUGGACCGGGAAGUGCACGCCCGUUACGUGCUGCAAGUGACGGCCCAGGAUCGCGGCUCACCCGUCUCGCUGCAGGGCCACUGCAACAUCACCGUCCACGUGGAGGACGAAAACGACAACGAUCCCAAGUUCGAACUGCAGAAGUACCUGGCCACCAUCGACGAGGAUGCGCCAGUCGGUACGACCGUCCUCACAGUGAAAGCGGUUGACGCGGAUGUCGGAAUCAACGCGCGCAUCGUCUACUCGCUGGCCAACGUGACCGAGUGGCUGUUCAACAUCGACAGCAAAUCCGGCGUCAUUACCACGGCAGGGUACUUUGACCGCGAGCGGCAAAAUGUGUACAACUUUAUGGUGGUAGCGAUGGACGGUGGCCGGUACAAUGCGCGCUCGCAGGGCGUUCCGGUGCAGGUCAUAAUUGCGGACGUGAACGACAACAAGCCCGUGUUCGACAAGUAUCCGUUCCGGGAGCAGAUCGGGGCGUUGGUGCAGCCGGGCCAGACGCUCCUGCACAUCUCGGCCACCGACCGCGACCAGGGCGCUAACGGGGAGAUCGUUUACAGCUUGAACGAAAGCUCGGCUAACGGCAAGUUCCGGAUCAACCCGACGACCGGGGCGCUCAGUGCCACACAGAGUCUGGCCAGUGAAAACGGUCGCCUGCUGCACAUCGAAGUGACCGCCCGGGACAAGGGCAACCCACCGCAACUGGCCACCGGCCUGAUCGAGCUACGGGUGGGCGAGUUGCAGCAGGAACUUCCGGUGCUGCGGUUCCAGAAUGGGUCGUACCGCGUGACGCUCGUCGAGAACACGCCUGUCGGGCGGUCGGUGCUGCAGCUGAGCGCGGUGCGAAGUGACGGACGACGGCAGAAGAUCAUCUACAGCUUCGGGUCCGGCAACGAGGAUGGUACGUUCUCGAUCGACGCCGUGACGGGUGAGGUGAAGAUCCGCAAUUCGAACAACCUGGACUACGAGAAGUUUAGCCGCCUGAAGGCGGACGGGUUCGAGCUGGUGGCGGUGGCCCGCACCGACGGCAGUCCGCUGCUGUACGGCUACACGACCAUCGCGGUGGAGCUGCAGGACGAGAACGACAACGCACCCCGCUUCACGCAGCAACAGUACGCGGCCUCCGUGUGGGAAGGUAACAGCAAGGGCACUUUCGUGGUCAAGGUGGGCGCGUUCGACUCGGACCAGGGCUCGAACGCUCGGAUCCUGUAUCACAUCGUCGACGGUAACCAUGACAACGCGUUCAUCAUCGAGCCCGCGUUCAGCGGGAUCGUCAAGACGAACAUCGUGCUUGACCGGGAAAUCCGUGACAAGUACCGGCUGAAGGUGAUCGCCACCGACGAGGGUGUGCCGCAGAUGACCGGCACCGCCACCAUAAAUGUCAACGUGGUGGACGUGAACGACAACCAGCCAACCUUCCCGCCGAACACGGUCAUCAGCGUUAGCGAAGCCACCAGCGUAGGAACGGUACUGACCACGAUAACGGCCAACGACGUAGAUACGAAUCCACCGCUAACGUACAGCUUCGCCGAUCUGGGCGAUGACGACGCCAUGAGCUUCUUCUCGAUCGAUCGGUACAGUGGCAAGAUUACGCUCAUCCGAGCGCUCGACUAUGAGGAUCGGCACGAGUUCCUGCUGCGCUUGUUGGCCUCCGAUUCGGCGCACGUCGCCCGCACUACGCUGACCGUGCGCGUGCUCGACGUGAACGACAAUGCACCAACCUUCCAGCAGAUCACCUACCACGCGGUUGUGUGCGAUACAACCGGCGAUAGCGGAAGUGGCCGCGGCUCGAACGUCCUGAUUUUGACCGUAAACGCCACCGAUGCCGACAGUGAGCUGAAUGCGGCGGUGCGCUACUCGAUCGCCUCUCCUCCAUCGGCUGCUGUGGGGUUCACGAUCGACGAUACGGCCGGCCAUCUGUUUGCCAACGUUAGCCAGCUGACUUCUAGCGCCCCCAGUGGCACACUGUACCUGACGGUGAGUGCGAUCGAUUCGGGUCAACCGGCUCUAUCGUCGACCACCACCGUCCGGGUGGAGCUCAAGUCCAAGGGCAAGGCGAACCCACAGUUCGUGCAGGCUCAGUACCGGGCGUCGGUCAGUGAGGACUCGCUCCCCGGCACGACCGUGGUCAGCUUGAUCCCGAAGUCCAUCACCACCUACCAGCCGGAAGCGGGUGCCGCCGUAGCAUUCGAGAUCGUUGACGGGAACGAGAACUCGGUCUUUGACGUCACAUACCCGGACGGGGCGAUCGUGCUGGUGGAUCGACUAGACCGCGAGCGGGUGGACUACUACGAGCUGAAGCUGGUCACGCUCGAUCCUGGAGCGCGGCACAUGUACAAAACCAAGAACCUCAGCACGGCGGUGGUGCGGGUGCUGAUUACGGUGGACGAUGCCAACGACAACGCGCCCGAGUUCCAGCCCGGAAGCUAUGAGGCCACGAUCAGCGAGUUGGCACCGAUCAAGCACUCCAUCGCAACCCUGUCAGCGCUGGACGCGGACCAGUCCGGGAUGGCCAACUCGGAGGUGGUCUACCAGAUCAUCUCCGGCAACGACGGUGGCCUGUUCUCGAUCGAUCUCGUGUCGGGGCUGCUGUACACCAACAAGGCACUCGACUAUGACCGCGGCCAAACCCACUACAGUCUAGUGGUGCGCGCGUGCGACAGUGCACCGGCUCCCCGCUGCUCCGUCCAUCCGUACGCGAUCGCGCUGACGGACGAGAACGACAACGAGCCGCAGUUCCCCGUGCCAGAGUAUCUGGAGUUUGUGGGCGAGAACGAACCGAUCGGGAUCAGUAUCUUCACGGCACGGGCCACCGACAUGGAUCGUGGCCCGUACGGCUCGGUGAACUACACGAUCGACGGCCCGGCGGCCGGAGGCAACGCCCUUUACUCGCCGCUCGACGACAGCUGGAAGCUCUUCAAGGUGGACCCCGUGAGCGGAGUGGUCAACUCGAAUGCCGUGUUCGACUACGAGGACAAGAAUCGGUACGCGUUUACGCUGCGAGCCACCGAUACGGGCGGCAAAUCGAACGCAAUCCGCGUACGGAUCGUGAUCGAGAGCCGCGACGAGUUCAGUCCGCAGUUUACGGAGCGCACGUACCGGUUCGUGAUAAAGUCAACCGACUCGGCGGGCCACCUUCCGAUGGGCUACGUGGUGGGUCACGUGACGGCAACCGAUCGCGACCGGGGUCCGGAUGGGCGGAUCGUUUACCAGCUCACCACGCAGCACCCGUACUUCAAGCUAAACCGCACGACCGGCGCGAUCCUGAUCAAGAAACGGCUCGACAACGUCGGUGCCAUGCUGGUGGACGCCGGCCGGGACAUCAGUCUCGUGGUGACGGCCGGGUCCGGUCGGCAGGGAUCGCUCACCAACAUGACCGUGGUGGAGAUUGUGAUCGACGCGUUGGCCCACCUGAAGGGUAACGAGCUGGGUGGCGGCGAGGCGAGCGGCAGCUCGCAGUCGGUGUCCGCCGGCGGUGGAUUCGCCAACUGGGCCGUCGGGCUCGUGAUCUCGGUGCUGCUGGUCGUGGUCGGGGCGGCCUCCGUGUUCCUGUUCCUGCACAUGCGCAACCGCCAGCAGAAGCACGUCAACAAGACGGGCCUCAGCACGGAAUCGGUGGGCCACUCGAACAACUACGUCGACCCGAGCGCCUUCGACACGAUCCCGAUCCGAGGGUCGUCCAGUGGCACGACAAGCGGAGGUCAGUUUGCGCCGCCCAAGUACGACGAGAUUCCACCGUACGGAGCCAGCUCCAACUCUGGAGCGGCCACUACCUCGGAACUGUCCGGGUCGGAGCAGUCGGGUUCGAGUGGGCGCGGGUCCGCUGAAGAUGACGGCGAAGAUGAAGAGAUCCGUAUGAUCAACGAGGGUGGCCCAUUGCAGCGCGAUGGGCUGGCCGGACUAGACGGGCGGCUAUCGGACGUGUCGGUGCAGAACACACAGGAGUACCUGGCGCGGCUGGGCAUCGUAGACACGGGGACGACCGGGAACGCGUCCAACUCGUCUCGCCGCUGCUCGGAGAGUAUGGGACUGGGGAGCUCCAAGGACGCCAUGCUGCACACGCUCCCGAUCGACACGCUGCACAUGUUCGACGACGAGCAUCACCGCGAGUCCGAUCUGACGAAUCUGAUCUACGCGAAGCUAAACGACGUCGUCACGAACAACAGUGACCGGGCUAGCAGCGUCGACGAGUCGGUCACGAACGCGGGCAGCAUCGGCGCGACGGUGGACCACGUAAUGAUGGGCGGGUACGGCGAUGUGCCGGUGGUCGGCAACCAGCAGGGCAUCUCGAUGAACGGCUCGCUCAGUUCGAUUGUACAUAGCGAGGAGGAACUGACGGGGAGCUACAACUGGGACUACCUGCUCGACUGGGGACCCCAGUACCAGCCGCUGGCGCACGUGUUCUCCGAGAUUGCGCGCCUCAAGGACGACACGCUGUCGGUGCAGAGCGGCAACAGUGGGGCGUCGAGCGCGAAGAGCAAAAACUCGCUCCACCACACGGUCAAGAACAUCCCGCCGCCCCUGCUGACCAACGUGGCGCCCCGCUCGAUCAACGUGCCGGUGUUUGCGGGCCGUGUCGUCGGGGCCGGACCCGGCAGCGUGCACCACGGGAACGCACCGAACCAGUAUUUGCUGCCCCGCUCGCCAAUCAGCCAUGACUCGGCGGCCGGCUUCAGCACCUCGUCGGCCAUGUCGCCCAGCUUCUCACCCUCGCUGUCGCCGCUGGCCACCCGGUCCCCGUCCAUCUCGCCGCACGUCGUGUCGGCGGCCAGCGUUGGCGGCGGACCUACCUCCCACCACAUGGUCUCGCUGCCCCGGCCGCCCCAGCAACGGGGCGGCGGGCCACGAAAACCGUACUGA
Molecule: messenger RNA, 10515 nt
Organism: Anopheles bellator
Lineage: Eukaryota; Metazoa; Arthropoda; Insecta; Diptera; Culicidae
Gene: ds
Product: protein dachsous
Exons: 10
Coding region: 1-10515 (3504 amino acids)
Biological process (GO): homophilic cell-cell adhesion
Cellular component (GO): plasma membrane
Molecular function (GO): calcium ion binding
Source: RefSeq, a predicted model, not a curated record